UAAAUUAAAACCACCCCUAAAACCGUCCACAAGUUUUCUAGACUCACCGCCAUAACUCGCCGGAAAACUAACAGAAAUGUCUCCGGCGAAUCGGAAUCCGGAAAUCCGAAAAGACGCCGUCAACAACCGCACGGUUAUACUAUCUCCGGCAAGAUCUCUCCGUCCGUCGGACUUCAAAUCCAAAUCUCAAGCCAAACCAGACUCAAACCCUAGCUCCGACGGUCAACCGCAGUGUCCGUUUUGUUCCGGAAACGAGCACCAGUGCGCGCCGGAGAUCUUCCGGUCACCGGAAGAUUCUACUUCCGAUUGGAAAGUUCGUGUGAUCGAAAACUUAUAUCCAGCUCUUAGUAGAGAUUUGAAAGUUAAAUCGGAUGACGAUGAAUACUGUCAAGCUGACGUCACUGCCGGAGAUGUGAGUUUAGGAGGAUUUGGAUUUCAUGACGUCAUAAUUGAGUCUCCGGUUCACUCCGUUCACUUGCCGGAUCUGACGUCAUCUGGAGUUGCAGGUGUGCUGCUUGCGUAUAAGAAGAGGAUUGAACAGCUUUGUGCUGUUGAUUCGAUUAGUUAUGUACAGGUAUUCAAAAACCAUGGUGCUUCAGCUGGAGCUUCAAUGAGUCAUUCACACAGUCAAAUUAUAGCACUUCCCGUUAUUCCAUCCACUGCUUCUACUCGUCUCAACAGCAUGAAAGAAUACCACAAUCAAACAGGAAAAUGUGUUCUUUGCAAUAUCCACACAAACAAGUUAUUAAUCGAUGAAUCAACCCAUUUCAUUUCCAUCUCUCCGUUCGCCUCAGCUUUCCCUUUUGAGACAUGGAUCGUACCCCGCUAUCAUUCUUCUCACUACCAUGAACUUGAUGAAGACAAGGCUAUUGAUCUUGGAGGAUUACUGAAACUAACACUUCAAAAGCUGUCCGUCCAAUUAAAUGACCCGCCAUAUAAUUAUAUGAUUCAUACAUCGCCUCUUCGGAUCACUUCCUCUCAAUUACCUUGCACACAUUGGUACAUACAAAUUGUACCACAAUUGUCUACAAUUGGCGGUUUUGAAAUGGGAACAGGGUGUUACAUAAACCCCGUCUUCCCCGAGGAUGCUGCAAAGAUCCUUAGAGAAGUAGAGAUGCCGAAAUCCGACUAGAGAACAAACUAUAUUACAAUUUCAUCUAUUUGUAAUUUCGUAGUUGAAGGUUAUGCUUAUCAUAUACAUAAUGUAAGUCUAUGUGUUGUGGGUUAACUAAACCCAUUGGCACAUCAUUGCGACAUAAGAAGUUGACCAUUAACUAUAUACCUGUUGACAA
Molecule: messenger RNA, 1292 nt
Organism: Helianthus annuus (common sunflower)
Lineage: Eukaryota; Viridiplantae; Streptophyta; Magnoliopsida; Asterales; Asteraceae
Product: ADP-glucose phosphorylase
Exons: 3
Coding region: 77-1132 (351 amino acids)
Biological process (GO): beta-D-galactose catabolic process via UDP-galactose, Leloir pathway
Molecular function (GO): zinc ion binding; UDP-glucose:hexose-1-phosphate uridylyltransferase activity
Source: RefSeq, a predicted model, not a curated record